GGCGCGGAAAAGUACAUGUCUGUUUUCUGUUUACGGUGCUAUUGCUUAACCACUUGAUAUCGGAUUUGCACUAUAGAUAGAAGAACGAAACAAAAGAAAAAUGUCCAAGUUGGAGAAAAUGCAGAUUAUGGGCAUUCGGAGCUUUGGCCCGGAGGAACCCCGGAAAAUUCAGUUUUUUUCUCCUCUGACACUCAUUUUAGGUCAAAAUGGUUGUGGAAAAACAACUAUAAUUGAGUCACUGAAAUACAUCACAACAGGUGAUGCUCCCCCAGGCUGUGGAAAAGGAGCAUCAUUUGUCCAUGAUCCAAAGUUAGCAAAGGAAGUUACUGUGCGUGGUCAGAUCAAGUUAAUGCUAAAAGACACAAAAGGAGCAACUCUUGUAACAACACGCUCCUUGGAAGCCACACAGAAGCUGAAGAAGAUUGAGUGUAAGACCAUAGAUGCAACAUUGCAAAGAAGGAGGCCAGAUGGCAGUACAGAUGCUAUAUCUAGUAAGUGUGCUGACUUUGAAGCAGAAAUAUCAAAUGCCUUGGGUGUUUCAAAACCUAUCCUGAACAAUGUUAUAUUUUGUCACCAGGAGGAAUCAAAUUGGCCUCUAGAUGAAGGUAAGAAAGUGAAAGAAAAAUUUGAUGCCAUAUUCAAUGCCACCAAAUACAUCAAAUGUCUUGAUACGAUACGUAAGCUACGUGCAGAAAUGAAAACAAAUGCUAUAUCUAGUAAGUGUGCUGACUUUGAAGCAGAAAUAUCAAAUGCCUUGGGUGUUUCAAAACCUAUCCUGAACAAUGUUAUAUUUUGUCACCAGGAGGAAUCAAAUUGGCCUCUAGAUGAAGGUAAGAAAGUGAAAGAAAAAUUUGAUGCCAUAUUCAAUGCCACCAAAUACAUCAAAUGUCUUGAUACGAUACGUAAGCUACGUGCAGAAAUGAAAACAAAGGUGAAGAACAUGCAUGAAGUCAUUGACGGCCUCAAGAAGUGGCGAGAUGAGGCAAACCGAAAGCGUCUUGACUUGAAGGCAUCUUGUGAGCAGCAGAAUAAGAUUAAGGUUCAAAAGAGUAAACUGAAGGAAGAACUGGAGCCAAUUCGAGAACGUUUGAAGGAAAUCUGUGACUUGGAAGAGAAUGUUGGCCGUUUGAAUGGAGAGCUGAUUGGAGAGAAGCAUAAACUUGAAGCCCUAAGGCAGAGCCAGGCAGACUUGCGGGCGACUCUUUCGGAGCAACUGGACUGUACAGAUGAGGAACUGUACCGCAUGAUACAGGAUUUCCAGAGGAACUUAGAGAGCAUGGAAGAGGAACAGGAAAAGGUAAUGUCUCGGAUGCAAAACAUUCAGAGAGAGAAGGAGAAGAAUCAAGCUGAGAUGUCUAGGACAGAAAGACUUCGAGGGGAAUAUGAAGCAGCUUACAAAACGCAGCAGGAUUACAUCAAGGAACGAAACAGACGGAUGUCAAACAUUACCAAGGAAUUUUCCUUUGCAGAAUUUAUGGGUGUUAAAGAAUUCAGUGAACAACAAGCUCAGUCUCUUUUGUCCAAACUCCUCAAGGUUGUUGAAGAUGAACGCAAGAAGAUUGCAGAGAAGAAAGAAGAGUAUGAAAGGAAAGAACAAGCUGUACAGAAGGAGAUUGAUGGAUUAAGAUCCUCUGAAGCUGCCCUGGACCAUGACAUUAAGACUAAAGGAAAGCAGCUAGAUGAAACAGGCAAGAAGAUCCGCCAGCUCAAGCAGACGUUAAUGCGUAAUGAGAGUGAUUUAUCAGACAUGGAUUUAGACUCACUAAAGGUGGAGCUCACCCAGGUAGAAGAAAUGAUAGCUAAGGAAGAAUCAAAAGUCAAUUUGACUGAGCUUACUGCAGAGAUAGAAACAGCUAAAAAGAACAAACGAGAAGGAGAGCAUGAAGUUGAUGAAAUCAAAAGGGUAGUGGCAAAGAUGAACCGCCAGGCUAAUGCUCGAUCUCAGUAUGACAUCCAUAUGAAGGAAAAGAAGGAGUUAGAAAAUAAAAUUGAAUUUUUGAAGCGCAAGCAUGCUGAUGAAUUUGAGCAUCUCCUGGAAGCUAUUCCUGAUGACAACAUUAAGAAUAAAGUUGAUGCUUGUGCAGAUAGUCUUCGAAGGCGUGUUACUGAACUUCGGCAAGAAAUUGAAGGACUGAAUAAGCGUAGAACCCAAUUGUCCAUGAGCAUAAAAGGACAGAAACAACAACAGAGUCGUAAAGAACAGGAAAUCAGAGAACUGGAGAGCAAAAUAGACAACAUUUGCGAUGGUAUGAAUCUAGAUGAGGCCCUUGAAAAGUCAAAGGAAGUGAAGGACAAUCUUACACGUGAACGAGGAGAUCUCUCCAGUUCCAUCACUGUCUUAAAUCGUUUCACUGCCAAGCUCCGUCAGAGAGAUUGCUGUCCUCUCUGUCAUAGAGACUUCCCAUCAAAAGAUGAAGUCAAUCAGCUUAUUGAGGAGCUUGAAGGAAAGGUGAUAAGUAUUCCAGGUAAAUUAGAAGAGGUCAAAGUAAAACUUGAUAAACAAGAGAAGGUCCAUGACCAGAUAAUACAGCUUAAACCCCAGAGAAACCUGGCAAACAGUGCCAAGGUGGAAUUAGACAAGAUCAGAGCCCAGAUUGAAGAGGAGAUGAAGGAAUUGGCUAAAGUAGAUUCAGAACUGGAAUCCCAGAAAGAAAUGCUGGACAUGACACAGGGAGAUGAGGAGAUGGCUCGACAGAUCCAGCCAGAUGUGAUCACAAUUGAAAACAAUCUGAGGAAGGUUAAACAGCUCAAGAUUCAAAUUGAUGAUCUCCAGGCAACUUUGGGAAGCUCAGAUGGAGGAAUGACCAUGGAAGAAGCAGUGACUCGACAGAGUGAACUGGAAGAUAAACUUCGCAAGUUGCAGGCCAAAGUUGAAGAACUGCAAGAACAGCUUCAGGAACACAAGGAUCGUCUUCAAGGACUUAAAGACCGCAAAUUGAGACUUUCCACCCAGGAACUUGAGUUGAAGACCAAGCUUCAGGAAACUGAGAAACUGAAGGAAGACAUUUCUAAACUAGAGGAGGAACGCAACAAACUCACAGAGGACAUAGAAAAGGCUCAAGUGGAUAUAGCACCCUUUAAGUUCCAGAUAACAACCAAAACUUCUGAGAAGACAAAGCUCAUGGAAGAAAAAGACUCUUGGAUUGACACCCAAAAUAAUAAGGUGAGCACAAUCCUCGAGACACACAGGAGGGCAAAGGAUUUACACAUGAAUAUCAGUGUUUACAUUUCAAGAAAGGAAGAGAGCCAACUGCAGGAAAUUCGUGAGAAGGUUUCUACUCUCCAGGAGGCUGCCUCAUCCCUAGAUGCACAAAAGAAGACAGUUGAUGAACAAAAUCGUGACAUUGAGAAGCAGCUUGCCAAUCAGAAGCAAAGGAAACGUAACCUGGAUGAUGAAAAGAAAAUCCGUGAGAAGGAGACAGAAGCAAAGCGAGUUCAGAAAGCAAUUAGAAAUUUGGAGGACCGUAUAAGGGGUUUCGACUAUGACAAGCUCAUAGAUGAAAAGACAGAACUCCUGCAGAAGUCUAGUAGAAUAGACAAUCAGGGAGGCAUUCUGGAUGGACGUCUGCAAGAAGUCAACAAAAGCAUUCAGACACUGGAAAGUGAGCUGAGAAGAAAAGAGAUUCGAGAUGCUGAAAAGAAUUAUAAACAGAAGUUUGUGGAAAUGAAGUGCACUGAUGUAGCUGCAGAUGAUCUAAACAAAUACUACACAGUUUUAGAUACUGCCAUAAUGCAGUUCCACUCAGAUAGGAUGCGAACAAUCAACAGCAUUAUCCGAGAACUUUGGCGUUCAACCUAUAGGGGCAAUGACAUUGACUACAUUGAGAUCCAGACAGAUGAGGCAGAGUCUCAAGGUGCAGACAAGCGACGCACGUACAAUUACAGAGUUGUGAUGGUAAAGAAUGGCACAGAUAUGGACAUGCGAGGACGUUGUUCUGCUGGUCAGAAAGUUUUAGCCUCACUUAUCAUCAGGAUGGCACUUGCAGAAACAUUUAGCACUAAUUGUGGCAUCUUGGCCCUUGAUGAACCAACCACAAACUUGGAUCGUGAAAAUAUUGAGGCUCUUGCCUUUGCUCUGUUAGACAUUGUGAAUAAGAGGGCAAGCCAAGAAAAUCUGCAGUUAAUUAUCAUUACACACGACCAAGAAUUCCUGGAGAAGCUUGGACAUCCUGAUUACACUGAUUAUUUCUCCUUAGUUGAAAGGAAUGACAGGGGAUUAUCCACUAUCAGUCAGAAGGAGAUAUCACAGCUAUAAGUUACCACAUAAUAUGAGUUGUAUGUGAAUUAUUAUAUGUAUGUUAUUAUUUGGAUGUGUC
Messenger RNA from Penaeus indicus, 4316 nucleotides. RefSeq names its product DNA repair protein RAD50-like (gene rad50). Gene Ontology annotation, molecular function: G-quadruplex DNA binding; ATP hydrolysis activity; single-stranded telomeric DNA binding. The coding region runs from base 101 to 4255 and encodes 1384 amino acids. The transcript is spliced from 31 exons. The record is from RefSeq and is a predicted model, not a curated record. NCBI's taxonomy places the organism in Eukaryota, Metazoa, Arthropoda, Malacostraca, Decapoda, Penaeidae. Gene Ontology annotation, cellular component: nucleus; Mre11 complex; motile cilium. Gene Ontology annotation, biological process: cell motility; telomere maintenance via telomerase; chromosome organization involved in meiotic cell cycle.